CUCCGCUCUGCGCUGAUGCAGGGGGGGUUUCCAUCAUGGCGUCGAUGCAGAAAAGGCUUCAAAAGGAAUUAAUGGCUCUGCAAAAUGAUCCACCCCCAGGAAUGACGCUUAAUGAGAAAAGUGUACAGAACACCAUCACACAAUGGAUUGUAGAUAUGGAAGGCGCACCUGGCACAUUGUAUGAAGGAGAGAAAUUCCAGCUGCUUUUCAAAUUUAGUAGUCGAUAUCCUUUUGAUUCACCUCAGGUAAUGUUCACAGGAGAGAAUAUACCUGUCCACCCUCAUGUGUAUAGCAACGGUCACAUCUGUUUAUCUAUUCUGACGGAAGACUGGUCACCAGCCCUCUCUGUGCAAUCAGUUUGUCUUAGUAUUAUCAGCAUGUUGUCCAGCUGCAAAGAAAAGAGACGACCACCUGAUAACUCGUUUUAUGUAAGAACAUGUAACAAAAAUCCAAAGAAAACAAAAUGGUGGUAUCAUGAUGAUACAUGCUAAUGUACAAACUUUGUUAUAACUGUAGAAGAAAGAAGUCCUUCUGACCUACAUAAAGCACUUUUUAAUCAUUCAGUCUUUGAACUCUGACCUUUGACUGGAAUAAUGGACACCAUACGGUGGAGGCUUGACUGCAUUUUCCAAGCGGGCAGUUGGCUGCAUGUUUUAGUUGGUUGUAACAUAGAAAAUGAAAAUAAACGGAAAUUUAGAAGAACCCAAGAUGUAUAGUUUUUGGCAAACGGGAUAUAAAUGCAGCAAGAAAAGGGAGGAAGAUUAAUAGGGAGACUUAAAAAUUGCAGUUUUGUUUGUUUUCUUUUUUUUUUGUAAGUGUGUGUGUGAAUUUAAAGGUACUUGUGGUGUGCAAUACCUACUGAUGGAUGCAUGCUUGGGCCUGCAAAGAGAAAUCAUUUAGUAAUAAUUCUUUCUAGAAUGGAUCUGACCCAUCAAGCCCCAAGAAAAUGCUUCAUCUGUUUUUCUUUUGUUUUUAUGCACUGUGAAAGUAUCUGGUUUGAAAAGGAACUACUUGUAUGUAAUCCAUGACUUGCAGAGAUAUUGUAAGCUUUCAUUGUUUGGAAACCACUGUAGAGAGAUUACAUUAUUUUUCUUCAUCUUCCAUCUGGAGAUCUGGUUGGUUCUUCCUUCUGUGGAACAAACGGGGAUAAAACGGAUAAGCCGAUGCAUCUGUAGUCAUCCGAGGACCUCUGUGCACAUCUCCUCGUAAGGUUGGGGUAGUUGUGACUAGUCCAGCCUUCAAGGUGUGCUGCAGCCUCUCUUCCACUCAAAGAAUGUCUGUAAGAGAACAUUGAUUCAUUUUUAUAUGUAUGAUUAUAUAUAUAAAUAUAUAUUUAUGUAUUUUUUAAAUUAACAUGCUUUAAUUUUCUGUCUUUGAAACAUUUGAUUUUAAAUCUGCUUUUGUACUUUUUUUCUGACUAGCUGAUACUUUGGAAAGGGGUUUGUUUUGAAGGGUCAGUAUGUUUUUCUUGUUUUUCUUUGGUAUUUUGUAAUUUAAUUUAAAUCCUUGUUUGAUCUCCAGAGCAGCAAUGAAUGAUUAAAAGCAGAGUCGUUUAGAAAGCUUUCGUGACGUUCCCCCUGUCAGAGUUUUGGCUCAGGUACUUUUUUCAAUAAAUCACCUCAAAAAGAUACCUAUUAAAUAUUUUGAAUUUAACUAUAUUUUCAGCAAAAGAGACUGUUAUGUUGUAAAGUUAAUACAUUGAAAAUAUUGUAUAUAGGUCUUUAAAGUGCGUAAGAUGCAUUUAGUGUCUGGCUUAAUAAUGAAAGCAGUGCUUUAUUUCAAUGGAAGUUAGCAUCUUUUGCAAAUUCUGGUAUGUACAGUCAGUUGCAGACAUAAAUUGGUACAGAAAAGUAUAAAGUUUUACAGCGGGGAUGCAUGUGAUUUCAAACCCUACCCUGUCAUACCAAUAUCAAACAUAGCGAGAACUUUUAGUCUUUCCAGCCUUUAGAAAGUUGCUUUCAGAUAAUUAUGACAAAGCUCACCUUUAGAGCCUGUGAUCACUCCAUUCCUAAUUAAACUUUUAUCUGGUAAGAUACUUGAAUUUUCCAGCUUGGGUUGUUCAUAUUGACUUUUUUUGGGGUUUGGGGACGGGUUGAUCUAGCAGAGUCUCUUGAGUGAAUGCGAUGAUGCCACUGCUGUCUCAAAAACGACUUAAAGACAAUUAUUUGCUUUUUUUUGUCAUUAUCCUAAUGGGUCUUGAGGGCUGUAAUUUUCUUAAGAGGACAAAAGAUAAAGAACAAGUUGCCGAUUUAAAAUAAGUCCUUUAUCCAGCAGGCAGUAGAUCGGGAGUUUUAAGAACUUGAGUGAGUACUGGUAUGUUACAUCAUUUUUUUUUUUUUUUUUUCUUUAUGGUUAUUUUGGUUGUCUUUUUUUUCCCUCAAUGUGUUUUGAACUUUUAGUUUGCAGGUUGUGAGUGAUAAACACUAAUAAGGGUGUGUUAUUUAUAUUUAAAACUUUUGUUCUGGGAUGUGCAAGCUCCAUGUAAAAGGUGCCUGUUCAUUUUCAUAAUCAAUAAAGCAAAAA
Molecule: messenger RNA, 2523 nt
Organism: Cyprinodon variegatus (sheepshead minnow)
Lineage: Eukaryota; Metazoa; Chordata; Actinopteri; Cyprinodontiformes; Cyprinodontidae
Gene: ube2wb
Product: ubiquitin conjugating enzyme E2W (putative)
Exons: 6
Coding region: 36-491 (151 amino acids)
Source: RefSeq, a predicted model, not a curated record